AUGUUGAAUGCCUUGCUCAGUUCAGCACACGCCGAAGGCUUCCAACCGAGAAUCGAAGCUUACCGUGGCUUUGUGAAAGAACUCACCGCAGGCACAAAUAAGCCUCUGCAGAGCAACCUUUCAGUGCCUCAAAGUGUCGUCGACACGUGGGAGUCCAUACGGGACAUGAGUCAUACGCACAAUGUGGUCUUUGAGACAGCGGAUGAAGAGGUGUCGGCUCAUGACCUCGUUCUCGUCGCCGCCUCGCCUGUUCUGAAGGCCAUGCUGGAGUCCACCAUGAAGGAAGGCUCGACUAAGCGGAUUCCUGUUAAGGACUCCUUGGGUUCUGGCGUGCGGCUGCUAGUGGACAUGCUCUACACGAGCUCCACUCGCCAUGACCCGGACUACACGACAGUGCUCGUUGCCUUGGACUUGGCUCAUCGCUGGCAAACGGCGUCGUGCCAGUGCUUGCUGGCAUCCUGA
Symbiodinium sp. CCMP2456 is the source of this 462-nucleotide messenger RNA. Lineage: Eukaryota; Dinophyceae; Suessiales; Symbiodiniaceae. The record is from the annotation of a GenBank genome assembly.